Trifolium pratense (red clover) is the source of this 1796-nucleotide messenger RNA. Its product is annotated as F-box/LRR-repeat protein 2-like. The transcript has a single exon. Gene Ontology annotation, biological process: SCF-dependent proteasomal ubiquitin-dependent protein catabolic process. Bases 1 to 1674 code for a protein of 557 amino acids. Lineage: Eukaryota; Viridiplantae; Streptophyta; Magnoliopsida; Fabales; Fabaceae. The record is from RefSeq and is a predicted model, not a curated record. Gene Ontology annotation, cellular component: SCF ubiquitin ligase complex.
AUGCAAACGAAUAUAACUUCUCAACAAAUCGUUGCAGAACCAUUACCCGAUGAUUGUUGGGAAUCUAUCUUUAGAUUCGUCAUCAACGAUGACGAUGAUUGCAACAACAAUAACUACUUGAAUUCUCUAUCUCUUGUCUCCAAACGGUUCCUCUCCAUAAUUGAUCGUUUCCGAUUCUCACUUAUUGUCUAUCAUGAAUUAUCAUGUUGUCACCUCUUCAAACGAUUUACCAACCUCAAUUCCCUCAACCUCACAGGCAACUACAUUGACCUCGACAAUCUUCUCAUCGAAAUCUCGAGUUUCCCAUUGAAACAACUCACAUCACUCAAUCUCUCCAACCAAUAUACCAUUCCUACAAUUGGGUUGCGAACUUUUUCACAAAAGAUUACAACUUUGACCUCUCUCACUUGUUCCAAUAUUUGUCAUUUCAAUAGCACUUAUCUGUUCCUCAUCGCCGAGUGUUUCCCUUUACUUGAAGAACUUGAUCUCAGUUACCCCUCAGGUUGCAGAUUUUACACCGGCUAUCCCGAUGGGAUAGAGGUUCUUUCACUUGCACUUAUUAAACUACGCAAGGUUAAUCUUUCUGGAUUUCCAAUAGACAACCAAUCGCUUUUCCACUUGUUCAAAAAUUGUAAGUAUCUUGAAGAGGUCGUCAUAUUUUGGUGUGAUCGGUAUGAUGAAAUAACCAAGGAAGGACUUGCUUUUGCUCUCAGUGAGAGACCAACAUUGAAGUCUUUAUCGUUUUCCAUUACUCCUUCAAAUCUGGAGUAUAGUGGAGUGUUCGUUACUUCACAUUUUAUUAACUCUUUGGUGAGUUUGAAGGGUUUGACUUGUCUUGUUUUGCAUCGGUUGAAGAUCUCAGAUCGGUUGCUCUACUCUAUUGCAAAGGAAGGUCUUCCUUUGACGAGGCUUGUCCUACGAUAUUGCACCGGACAUAGUUAUGAUGGCAUCUUUUGUUUGUUAUGGAAUAGUCAAUGUUUACAACAUUUGGAUCUUCAUAAGACUGAUUUUCUGAAUGAUCAACAUGUUGUCGAAUUGUCUUCUUUUCUUGGUGAUUUGGUAUCCAUAAACCUUACCAUUUGCAGGAAGCUCACAUAUUUAGCUUUGUUUGCACUUCUUAAGAAUUGUCCUUCACUUAGUGAGAUCAAAUUGGAAAGAAUUGGGAGUGCUGUUGUAGAGAAUUAUGAUUCUUUGGUGGAGUUUGGUGUAUACCCUCAAUUAAAGUCUCUCUAUUUGGGUCAAAAUUCUUGGUUAAAUGAUGAAAGCAUCAUAAUGUUUGCUUCCGUUUUCCCCAAUUUACAAAUGUUUGAUUUGAAUUAUUGUUGUAACAUAUCCGAAGGUAUUUGUCAAGUUUUAACAAAAUGUUCUAAGAUUAAGCAUUUGAACUUAGCUGGUUGUUCAAAAGUGAAGAUGCAUCAAAUGAACUUUGCAGUUCCCAAGCUAGAGGUGUUGAACUUGUCAGAUACAGAGGUAGAUGAUGAAUCACUCUGUGUAAUUUCAAAGAAUUGUUGUGGGCUUUUGCAACUAUUGCUUAAAUAUUGUAAUGGUGUCACAGAGAAGGGAGUUAAACACGUGGUAGAAAACUGCACACAACUGAGAGAGGUUGUCGUCGAGGGGAGUGACAAAUACAGGGAACUUUUCUCGCGUUUUGGUUACCCAUACCAUUUUCACUAGUAUUCUAAAAGUGUUGCAGUGUUGUUAAAUGGCGCACCAUGACGGAUUGACAGAUUUUUAACAACUGCCAUAGGCAAUUUGUGAAGGAAUGCCGAUGCCUGUCUUCGCUAGGCCGCAAUGGG